CUGGCCACGACCGAUUACUCGUUCCAUUUCGCAUUUUAUAACACUGCACGCAGGUUGCCCCCACCAAAAAAUCCAGUUUCCAUUGUGUCAAAAAAUCAAGCAGUUGGCAGGUUUCGGCUGAACAUAAAUCUAUACACCUCUCUCUCUCUCUCUCUCUCUGUAAACACACCUCUUCUCUCUCUAGCUGGUUGAGAUAUGUAUAGAACCCUGUUCUGAUGCCACGACCAGCGACCCCCUCUCACUGCCACUCUCAGGGAGAGAAGACUGCCGUCCUCUCUUAAAUCCACACCGGACCGGCAAUUUGCUUCAUCAUUAUCAUCAUCUAAACCCGACAGCCACCCGACUUCGAUGACGAGAGAUACCACGCCUCGCUCCAAUUCCACCUCCACGAACCAUACGCCUCUCUCCACACCCACUGCAUCCGUGGCUGGCACCACCACCAUCAACCUCAAGCGAGAGUUCGCACUUGCCACCCAGACCAGCUCCUACCAUGACAUAUGGACAAAGAUACAUUCCGCCACCCACGUUGCGACCCCCUCUGAGCUCCUCCAGCCAGGCCGCGACGCCAUCAACGAGGCCCUGCACAACACCAAGCCCUUAUCCUCCUCCAUGGCCACCCUUGCCUCCCACUACUUUCGCGUCACUGAAGAAGCCUUCUCCCUCUGCCUUUCCCUCCAGUCCUCGGCCACCUGCACUGCCCUGCUCUACGCUCCCCUCCGCCAACUCCUCGACAUUUUGCCUCAUCCUGCUCUUGACAACAACAGCAUUAACCUCUCUCCCCCACAACUCAUAUUCGCCAAUUGCCAAUUCCUCGCCUUCCGUGAAUCAUUCGAGAACCCAUUCCCGCACCCUGGGACCAAGCCCUUCUCCUGCCUCUGUCAGCAUUUCUCCGACCUACGUCGUGACCUCGACCGUGACCUACGCAGGGCACGCCGCAAGCUCAGCCUCAUCCACCGAACUACCCGAACCUCUGCCCUCUGCCUCAUUGGCAUCACCUUGGCGGUCACGGCAGCCGCCGUCGUGCUCUUCACUCACGUAAUUGGAGGUGCCGCAUUGACGGCUGCUGCUGCAUCCACAGGACCGUCUUGCUUCUCUCGACGGUCAGCCAGCUUUGCAAAUAGAUCGUUCUGGACGGUGAGGCGGAACGUGGCCCAGCUCGACACUGCCGCCAAAGGGGUCUACGUCCUCAGCUACGACCUCCACACCAUAGAGAGGUUGGUGAUAGGGGUUUAUGAGACUGUGGAAGGCGACAGGACGCUCGUCAGAAUGGGGGUGGAGAGGGGGGAGCACUCUUCCAUGGUGAUUGGAGAGGUGGUGAGGCGGCUGAGGAGGAGCCAGCGCAAGCUAACACAGCAGCUGAGGGACCUGGAGGAGCACCUCUGCCUCUUCAUGGCCACCCUCAAUAGGGCAAGGUCCUCACUCUGUGACUUGGUGAAUUCAUGCGCACUAAAAUCUUCUGGAUUACAGUAUCAACAUUGUCAUAUUUGGGACACGUGACAUGUGCUAUCCAGGUGAAACUACCUUUCAUAAAAUGCAGCAAACAGUAUCAACAUAACUGACUAUCAACCAUAGGUUGAUUCAAGAAA
Amborella trichopoda is the source of this 1586-nucleotide messenger RNA. Its product is annotated as UPF0496 protein At3g19330. The record is from RefSeq and is a predicted model, not a curated record. Lineage: Eukaryota; Viridiplantae; Streptophyta; Magnoliopsida; Amborellales; Amborellaceae.